AUGGAGACAAACACAUCUUGCAAAGACAUUGAAGUCACGCAAUGUGACUGACUACCCCUACAACUAUUAUUAUUAUUAUUAUUAUUAUUAUUAUUAUUUUAAUUGAUGGUUUUCUCUGUCACUCAAAUAAAAUCUGAAAUCAAAACUACUAAAUACCUGACGCCAAAAAAGUCAGCUAUUGUAAAAUACUGAUGAUGAAUAAUUUUCUUAAGUCUCAGGACUAAGGUUUUGCCCUGAUGAGUUAUUCACCAAAAAUGUCUGACAUAGAUUUAUAGAGCUUAGUAAAAGGACGCCAUGUUGGUGCCCAUCCAAGGGGCGGCCAUGAGGUAAUAUAAACAUCCGUUGUUUUCUUUCGUAACUUAAGAGAUUAUUUAUCCCGUGUGAACCUGCAAGCAUUCGUUUAAACGCAUUUUGUAAUGUUGCGAAUGCUCAAAAUGAAAUGUUAUUAUAGAAAAGUAUUAGCUCCCCGGGCCACAAUUUUUAAUGUCGUGUGGCGAAAAAUUAGGAAAUUAGAAAUAGCUCUCUUUUCAGAAUGAAGAACCCUACGACGCUGAAACCUUUCCAAAAAAUUAAUUUUUCGAAAGUCUUUCGUCUUUCAGAAUUGUAAUAGCCCUUGUAAAUUUGGAUUUUGUAUUUUUAUGACGUCAUGUGAAAACCAAGGAUAGACUAUAGAAAAUCAGAAAGAUGUGCAGUAAGAGUAGCCUUCGUGUAGCCUACCAUCCCCCUUCCCCCAAGGUGAAGGUACCGCCACAUUUAAGUUACAGUAAGAACUGCAAACCAAGUCCUCUCGCUCUCUUAGCUGGCUAAAAGCGGAAGGGUUUUGUAUUUGAACAUGUCUGAUUUUUCUUACACCUCUUUGAUCGGUAAUUCAUUUUGAUUUCAUCGAUCAAGCUUUGCUUUGUUUUCAUUUUGUACAAACUCAACAACAGGGACCUUCAUCCAAUGCUCGGGAGAGCGAUAUUCUGAUCAGUUACAUUAAUUAAACGGAUCUUUCAAAUAAUUCUCAAAUCAGCAAGGCCAUCAAGACGCUUGAGACGAAGUAGGAGAACCUUAUUGAACGGGUAAGCAGGAAAGGUUCCAAUGUUUGGGAAAGCGAUAUUCUGAUCAUUUACAUCAAUUAAAUAGAUCUUAUAAAUGAUUCUCAAACAAGCAAGGCCAUUACCCCGCUUGAGACGAAGCCGGAGAACCUUAUUGCACGGGUAGACAUAAACAAUGGUUAUCAGCCGGGAUAUGUGAUAAAUUCCAAAUAGUCAUUGUUGUGUUUCCUAACAACCAGUCUCGUCAAAAUAAACACAAGACAAAUAAGCACGUUCAUAAUAAUUUUAGUCUUGAAGUGUAACUUUUAGUACUUGAUCAACUGAUGUUUAAGUCCAUUUUGUGUGAUGAUUAUGAGUCUUAUUUUAAUUUUAAUUUUAUACUGCGAUUAUUAUUAUUAUUACAAAGAAAAUGUUGUAUUUAUAGUGAAUAAAGCCCUCCUGUUUUUCUUAGCCUUCGUUAAGUGUGUCAUCGCAGAGAUCCAAGUGUAUACGCUAACACUUGGUUUGCAAAAGAUUUCUCUUCGCUGUAAAAUUGGAAACGUUGGAUGAGAUGGAUGAUGGAUGCUGACCAUAGGGAUGGACGGCACAAACGCCAAAAUCUCUCUGCUGUGAAAGUUUUGUGACUCGUUUUAUUUUAAGCCACUGUAACUCCAGAAAUGGUGUUCGCAGAGUAGAACUCAAUGAUGAUGAUAUUCGUGGUUUCCAAGCAAGAUCCUGAUCGGUUGGUGGAAAUGAAGACAUCAAAUCCACCUGCUACAUUCUGUCAAAUAUUACAUGCCGGCUGGUUCAAUUCUAAACUACCACAUGAUCAUAAAGACCCCUUUAGAUAAUUAAGCAACCAAGGGAUUUAUAACGGUAGGUCGUGAAAUGUGCCGAGUGAUAGUUACAGAUGAGCUCUUUUUAACCAAUUUGUCAACUAAAUUACUAUUUUUUCCAUUGUUAUAGAACGAAAUGGGGUAAUUUAAAUAAUUUUAAUGUCUUCAAAGGCUGGGACUUCAUUGGCUAAGAAAGAAAUGGAAAGUCAUGCUCAUGACAGAACGUUGUUAAUUAGCUUUUACGUGCAUGUUAAUUUAGACAUAAGUGCGCGAGAAUUUUUCAAUUAAGUUCUUUGCCACGAUGUUCAUACAUUCAGGUGGUAUCUGUAUCGCUUUGGCGUUGUGCAGAAUUGCCUCUGCGACUCAAGGUAAAUUACACUUUAACCCAUCACUGAAGAUAGAAAUUGAGCAGAAAAAUAUACUUUUUCUCAUUUUCUUCACAAACAUUGUUUGAUAUGUUUUGCAGUUUUGGAGGUAUAUCUGUACAAACAAAACCUUUAUCUCAUAUAUGAAAUACUUGUAUUUCAUAAAUUAGAUAACGGUUUGUCGGAAAGCGCACUCGUCGGAAAGCGAACGGAGCAAAUAAAAUUUCAUCGUCUUUAGUCUAGGGGAUUCCAAAUACUCAUGUAAAACUAUUUCUGGCUUAAAAUUACCAAAAUGUUAAGCCACAUGAAGUUACUAAGCAUCAAGUGGAAAUGCGCGUGGUGAAAUAAGUGGUCUGAAAAACUUUUGGAGGCUUUUUUAAUUCUCAUAGGCAUAACUGCAAGAUUUCUCUAAUACCUUCUGUGACUUUAAAAAAAAAAUUAUGAAUUUUCUUUUCAAAUGUUAUUGAAAUGAAAAAUGGUUUUCCACUAAGUACGUGAGAGCGUGUUCUGUCGGUCGCCUUUUGUAAAAAUGUUUCAAAUUCUUACAAGUAUAUUUUUAAAAUAUUUCUUUAUUAUCCAAUAUGGCUCUUUAAGGACAUCUUUUAAGAUCUUUUUCUUUCAAAUAUUAUAGACGUAAAAAAUUAUUUACUACUAAGCAGGCGAGACUUCGCAACAGUCGUCGCUUUCUUGUUUCAAUAAAAUUGUCACACUUUGCAAUAAAACUUGUCGCAGUUUGUGAUGAAACAGCUGUCGCACUUUGUAAAAAUAGACCCUUGCGCUUUGCAACAAAUUAACGAGGCGCACUUUCUAGCAACGUUUCGCGCACCUUAUAAUGGUCUUCGAAUAGAAGGUCGGAGGGCAGGUAGACCCAAUGAUACACGUAACUGUCAUUCUCAUCACUAUUAUUGUUUUGUUUGCGUGGUAAGUUUGGACAAGACAGUUUUUAGUUUCAAAACAACCAGUUAUUUCAUGGGCUAAAAUCAUGCACGUAUUUACGUAUAAGAUCGGUCUAUUAGACCCGGCCUGCGUUAAUCAAGUCACGCUUAGAAUUACAGAGAAGCAGUUCCUAUCGUAACAAUUGUUAUCAUCAUUUUCAUUCUCGUCACCAUAAACAUUACUUUUGCUCUCAUUAGUUAUAUUAUUAUUACCGUCUCUAUUGCUUUUAUUAUCAUUAUAUUUUACUAUUAUUAUUAGAAUUAUUAUUAUUAUUAUUAAAGACAAUUAUUAUUUUGUCUUAUUGUGCUCUGACAGAUUUUUAAUAUAAGUUGCGACAAGUGCUUUUACAAAGCACAGCAGGUUUUACAAGUGAUAAUACGAAUUAUGAAUAUUUGGAGAACUCCAAUAGUUAACUGCGAUGGCUUUAAUUUUGGCUUCAACGCUCAAACUGAGUUUAUUUUGAAUUCUAUAAAGACUUCUGUGACGCGGACCAAUGCCGCACCUUGGAGUUUGCACCUGAAAAAGCAUUCGAUGGUACACGGCUGAUCAACCAUUUGAUCCGCGUCGUCGAAGUCAAUGUUGCAAGAUUUUGUGAGAACGUCUGCUACAUGGAACCUGACUGUGUCAGCAUUAAUCUUGAUAAGAGGACAGAUAGAAAUGGAAAUUAUAAAUGUGAGCUGAAUAAUGUAACUCGUGAAGGACACAAGAAGGAUCUGAGGGAGGACCAAUAUUUUUUUCAUCAUUCAGCUGAGGUAUGUAUUAACUGCUGAUUUAUCAACUAAGAAACGAAAAAAAAUACAUCAAAUUAAUCAUUCAAAUUCGUUUGAAUUUCUGAUAAAAAUGCUGAGGCUGACGUGAAGUGAAGGAGUACAUCUAAAAUAUCUAUAUGCAAUCAUUUACUUGCGUAAUAUAAUAUACAGAUUUAGCCAAGCCUAAAAGCGGUGCUCUUGUUAGUUUAUUUUCCAGCCCCUCAUUAUAAUAAAAACUGUAAUAAAACUCUUGGUUGGCUGUAGAAGAGUUUCUUCAAGAGGAUUAAAAGACCAGUCCCCAGGUCUGGAACCUGGGGGCGACGUUCUCACGACUUGCGAUAAAAAGCAUGCUAGUCAGCGGUAUCUUCAAGCAGCUGAGGACCUUCGUUAUUGUUUCUGAUGUGAUGAGCAAAUUUUCGAAUAUAGAGAAUCUUUUCUUCUUCAGAGGAAGUGUGCGAUGUUAGCAUCAGUUGAAAUUAUAUUCUUUUGAGCGUGACUGAUAAUUUUGGUUUGGGAAAAUGAGCCAAAACUGAAAGAAACGACGGUUAACUACUUCGAGUCUAGACAUCACCAGUCGAUUGAAGAGUAUACACGCGAUAACGGUGAAUUAGUAAAUCAAGACGCCAGAAUCGUAUGGGCUUCUCUUUUAUCUUCUCUUGAAGUUUCCAGGUAUGAAUGCUUGUUUUAUGAUUGUCCUCUGGCUAGAAAUACAAGGCGUCUUUUAGAGAUUCUUUCUGUUAUAUUAUUCGGUAACCUCUGAUGUAACUACUUACAAUGUAGAUUUCUUUUAGCCAACUGCCCAUGAUAUUAGUACCUCUAGCUAAUGAAUUACGAAAUUUGUCUAACAUGUUUCUUGCGCUGCAUCCUUGUUACUCAUUAUCCCUUUGGCUGCAGAGCGCCUGUGUUAUGAACCACUGUAAGAAUAAUGGCACUUGUCAAAGUGGUUUUACUGACAAAGGUUAUCGCUGUUUGUGUUCUGCUGGAUACAAGGAUAGCAACUGUGGCCAAGGUAAACAGUACUAUCUAUAAAUAGAAUACAUAUCUAUAGAAUGCAUAUCUAUAGAGUACGUAUCUAUGGUAGAUACAUUCAAACAUAAUCAAUGCUGAAAGAGAAGAUUUGCUUCCGGUGCUUGUUUUUUCCUUUUCAUAAAAAGGAGGAGAUCGAGAAGAGGCCACUUUUAAAUUCCUGCUGCGAUAACUCUUUCAACGUGCAUGAGCGUAGAGUAUUUUUGGGACCUACCUACUCGUUCUUUAUCAGAAAAAGAUAAACUGACGAGUUUAUUUGCACAAAAACCAACCGUUUCCAUGCUCUAUCUGAAUAAACUGUGUUGUAAUUAUGGAAAACAAUUAGGGUUCGAUUCAACGGAAUGUCGUAAAACAACAACCUAAUUAGUCAUAACAGCGACAUUCAAGAAAGAAGACAAAGAGCAGCAAAAAUAACUUAGGCAUCAAAGCGGGGACGAGCAAAGUAUCCCGUAGGAUACUUUCAAAAAUCAAAACGAGUGAGGAAGCCACAAGGGGUUUGGAAGCUGCUAGUUUUCGUUGUUCCGAAGUCAUUGUAUUAAUAAAGCGAGUAAAAUCCAAUACCUUUGCACGCUGAGAAAACGCGAGUGACCGAGCUUUAGUUACGUUGAUCCGUUUUGUUUAGGGGUUAGCUAGAGUAUAUGAGCAAAUCACAAAGUAGGAAAAUCACACACAAAAAUUGAGAGGUUACCUUCAACAUUCAAAUGAAAAGCGUUAUUGGAGAAUUUUAACAGCUAUCGAAAAUUUACGAUGCAUAUAUAUAUAUAUAUAUAUAUAUAUAAUUUUUUUUUCAGACGUUGACGAGUGUGCUAAAGGAACACAUACAUGUAGUGCCAAUGCUGUGUGCACCAACACUAAGGGAUCGUUCAAGUGUACAUGUAAAACUGGAUACUCAGGAAAUGGAAAUACCUGCACUAAACGUAAGUCUUUUCUAUUGAUGUUUUCAUAGGAUUUCUUGUGACGAUUUUUCUAAAGAAACGGUAGCCUUUUGUUCUUUAAAUCCUCUGGAGGGGCUUGCAUCUGAUAGCAUUUUGCAGUACCACCCAUUUAGGGUUUGUCGCUUCGGAAAGAGUGCUUUGUUUUGAUAUGCAAUUAUCCGUACCCUUUUAACUAAUUUGCAUGUUUUGGUGCAUUUUGGAGGAAACUUUUAACACUUAUAACACUCACAUGAAUACGAAACUACAAACAAGGCUAAAUAUCGUGUCCAAUUUUUUGUUUUAGCCUCAACGUGCAAGGAAAUCUUCGACCAUAAUAUGUGAGUAAAUAAUUCACUGAUAACCAAAAUAGAAUGGAAAAAAAUGAUAAUAGUAUUACUGCUAGUUCAAAGAGAAAAGAAAAUAAGAUGAGCCAUCGAAAUGAUAGAAGCGAUUAAUAUUACAACAAUUUAGCUCCUGAUCCUUGAUAAUAAUCAUUAAGGCAAACUUUUUGUUUGAAAAUAAUUGAAACCUCCCCCGUGUCUUUUAACAAGUUAUAUAUGACGUACUGGAUAUGUACAAGUCUCAGACUUCAUCAGAUUUUAAAUUUACCUCCACUCCUGAUAAAGUAUUUUAUUCAGCAGAUCGAACAAGAGUGGCAAGGUUAUUCUGCACUUAGACUCAAAACCAAUUUCUGUUUUCUGUCACAUGGGAGACUUUGGAUGCGGAGAUGGAGGAUGGACGCCGAUCAUGAAGAUUAAUGGCAGUAAGGUAACAAUUUCUCCACGAAGAAAACUCAUUGACGAUACAGGGAAAAAAUAGAUGGGCGAAAAAUUGCUGCUGUGUCCUUGGUAACCAUCGAACAUUGCUCAAGCCUAGUUUUGGUCCUGAAACUAAACAAUUGAUGUUUUGUUGUCAAUAAAGUAUAAAUUCAUUUGCAAAUUCAUUGAGGAUAUUGUUCAGCUUUGCAAGCUAAAAAAGGGUGGGGGCAAAAUUGGCUGCAGUUUCUGUAACAACCGCCAAAAGUCGUCUUUACUAGACGAGCCACCAAGAGUCCCUCACGCGUAUUUGACAACCCUGAGCCUAAAACAGACUAUUAUUGAUGCUAUGUUUAAAUUCGAAAAUUCCUUUGUCAACAAUUUCAGCGUACCUUCCAUUACUCGUCCCAUUUCUGGGGGAACAGAAAGACCUAUAACAAUGGUGCCGGCAAGAAUGGCUUCGACUUACAGGAAACAAAGUUGAAAACCUACUGGAAAACAUCCUUCUCCAAGAUCUGCCUCGGUAUGAAGAUUGGACAACAACUCAGGUUCAUCUUUAUCAACAAGACAGCGAAGUCUUUGUAUUCAUUGAUCGCUGACGGGAAAUACCGUGCCACCUUACUGGGUCGUGACACGUGGAAGAAGGUGGUUGGUCCGCAAGCCUCUUUGCAGCAAAACUGCAACAGGGAAGGGUUCAAUGCUCUAAGUGACCGCCGCCGUUUCUUAAGAGCAAGAAUCGGCAUCAUUGGUAACCAGCAGAAUGACUGCUUCACUUGCAAUUCUAUAAUCGGGUUUGGUACUGUGGGAUAUCUUUCGUGCGGAAAUAAAGCAGCACUUCAGCCUGAUAAUGGAGACAAGCUCAUCCAAGCCAUGGGGUACAUCUUGGUGCAGUGACAACGCAUACGAUUCAUAUUUAAGCCAUGAAGCCGUUAUAGAUUUGAAAAAAAGUAGUUUACUAACUAAAACAAGGUAAUAGAGCAAUGGGUUCAAACUUAUCGUCUUGUUUGGUCAGAUCUGCCUCAAAAAUUACUUUACAACUCCGGUCUUUGACGUUAUAUUUGUGUAAGCUUAAUUUAGGUUGUGAAAACGAAGAACAAAUUGGCAGUUAAGCCAUAUUAGAUUUUUGUAAUAUUUUUCGAAUUUCACGGCGUUAAAGUUCGUGAGCUCCUGGUUUACCUGUAGAACAGACAUAAUUUUACGCCCUUCUCAGUCGAGUAGUGGCGUCCAGUGAAAAUCUCAUUUUAUGUACCUAAAAUGCGAAUUGUUCUCGCACUUGCUCUUUUACUCUAGAUUCCAUUUGUUUAAUAUGUUCUGGAUUUUAAGAAGUAAAAUAUCCACACUUGUGAAUGCUUUCAUUCUGCAUGAAGAGGUUUAUCCUUUUGUUAUGCCAUACUUCUUGUUUGUGUCCUCUGCAUGGCUGCGCUGAUGAAUCACAUACAAAAAGGUUCUCAUUUUGUAAGAUCCAUGUAGAUCCCGAGGGCCGUAAGGCCUAGGGAUGUGUAUGGAUUAAUACCGACGUACUCUAAAAGCCUUAGUCUUAAUUUUAUUUUCUUUCGUGUCGCCUCUGUUUUGAAUCACUGGAACUCUAUUCAUUCCUAUUUAAGGCGCCUUAAACUUAAAAUGAAGCUUACCUCUUACUGGAAUGUUCUUACUUAAUACAAAGCAGAAAAACUGAAGUGAUUUGCAAGGUUAAAUAUCCAUCAUAGAAAAACGCAUCAUAAUCCCCUGCUGGAGAGCAAUUCUCAACCAGACCAAAACAAAAAUUAAAUAACAAUGUCAGUAGUGUAGAUAUUAAGUUUUAAGGAAGAUUCUGUCCAAAAUUAUAAUUUCCUUUAUAAGCAAUGGGUAAAUACAUCCACAUGUAUGUAGAUUAUGGCAAGUAUUUACGCGGUCAAGGUUGUCGGAUUAUCUCCAUGAGGCGAAAACAAUGAUCAACAAAGCCAUUGUAAUCCCUUAUAAAUCCACAAACUAAAUAUAUAUCACCUCAUCAAAAAGAAAAAAAAUUACUUGAGCGAUGCCAAUUCAAGGUUUAAAGAAGCAGAAGUACGAGAAAAAGCCAAAUGCAAUGUUUAUGACGAGUCAACGCGUUUAGGGUUACUUCCUACCUGCGCAGGUAUUCUUCGGGAAAUAAUUCCUACGCGCACUAGUUUCAGCAGAACCGUCGCAUACCAUACAUCAUAAGAAAGCUUAAUAACUGCAGACUACGAUAAAAAUAUAAUUUAAGCGAGUUUUAUUUAAAGUGUCGGGAGCUGGUAAGGCGUAGAACUACCAAAGGUUCUGUAUUUAUCGGGUAUCGGAUGCCUUAGCACGAGCAAAAUGGCUACACAGUCUUAUUCACAAAGCAUCAAUCAUCAAAAGUAUAACACGCUUUUUCCAGAUUCUAAUUGGUUGUCUAAAUAGUGGCAUCUCAAGUUGGAAUAGCUAAGAAUAUGCGAGGCAUGUUUCGUAAAUGGACACCAUGGGAAAAAUAUUUCAAAUAUCAAAAUUUCCCGACACGCUUUCGUUUGUCAUUAUUCCUGGAAUGGUUUGGCGAAAUUUGACGAAAACCGAUCAGAUAUUGGGAUAUUUAUUUUCUCUUGAUCUUGAAAUGCAUGUACAAAUUCGAACUUGAAAUGGAUGCACAAAUCCGACCAACGGAUGACGUAUUACAUGGGUCUGCAUCAAAUUAUAUACUCAGUGACUUACAUUGAACAGGCAUAAUUGCAAAGAAGCUGCUGACCAGCACAUCAUCACAAAACGUCGGCUCAGAUUGCCGAUCACAAAACAAACGUUUAACAAAAAUCUGGAGUAUGUCAUCGAUGAUUGAACUCAAUGACAAGCGCAGUGAUCGCAUGAUCUGUCUCUCAGUGGUUUAUUGAUCGAGUUGAGAAAAAUAAUUUCAAGUCCAAACUGGGCCAAUGCUUGGCUGGGAGUUCAAGUGGAUGGACUGAAUUGGUACGUUAUUAGGAUUCUUUUGGGAAAAAAAAAAUUGACUAUAAUUUCUGAUAAACUAGCACGCUAUCGCUGAUGUUGUUGGUGAUGUUAAAGUCGUCAUUAGUAGUGCACAAGUAGCUGUGUCACUUGUUAAUCCAAAACAAAAGUAUUACUCUCACAAGUGUUACUGAAAUUUUCCACAGCAAUGUUAUUCAGUGUCAAUAGAUUUUAAUGAAGCAUCUGAGUUCAUUUGUGAGAAGGAUGAUCUUGAUUUAUUCAAUUUUGAACCUGAGAUAUUGCAUUUCUAGCCCUCUGUGGCUUCACUCCACCUCGGUAACCAGUUCAGGUACCUCGUAGCUAUAAGUGGAAACUGUUCGGCUUUUUUAAUGUAUUUAUUUAUCCAUUCAUUUUCUUCCCUACGGCGGUUAGAAGAGAUGAAGACAAAAAAAUCGACCGUGGAAUUAAUGUUCUCUCUUGGCCAUGCUUAUUCGGUCAAGACGGCUGGAUAUUAGCCUCGGUCUUUCUCUGCGUUUUUAUGGACCUCGACUUUGUCUUGGUCCAUGAAAACGCAACAAAAGAACUCGGCUAACAUCUAGCCAUCUUGACUUCACGCUUGAUCAAUUACGCAUAUGAAUAUAUUUCAUGCAGAACCAUACAAAUCUGGCAAGGGAAGACGGUACAAAUUGCAAUUCCGAGCCCGAAAUUUGUCUACCGUAUAGGUCAAUAGACUUCCUUUACUUGUGAUUUGGUUCAUCAAGUGUUAACUUCAGCACUGAUCACACAAGUAUAUCGUCAAAAAUCUGUUGUGCUAAAGAAUCUGAGCCAAUUGUGUAAAGAGAGGUAUUGGUCAUCGCUUUCAUCGUUUUGACCUCUGUCAAUUUGAUGCCACAAGCACAUCAGUAUAUGGCUUUGUAGCCAAUGCUUCUCGACCUACGUCUCUGGCAAAUAAAAAGACGCUGAUUAAUAUCAGAGAACCCGCAAUAUGCCAUGAAUAUCUGUCAGAGGGUUCUUUGGUACAACAGCUGUCACUUUAACAUCUCAAUGAGGAUGUCCGCCUUUACAACAAUGCUCUAGCGUAGUUCAAUGAUUGCAUUGAAGGCUUAUUACCUUUAGAACCAAAUGUUUGUAAGAGAUAAAUACCGAAAACGGAGGUAUUAAUCCAUAGACAUCCCGAGGAACCGUAGGGCCCAGGGAUGUCUAUGGAUUAAUACCGACGUUCGAGGUACUUAUCUAACUUAUUUCAUGAUAUUAUUCAUGAGGGAUCUUUAUAUAACGAUACUUUCUUCAAGGGGCCAAACACCGGCUAAUUAGUACGGUUACACCAUCGUCGGAUCAAAGCAGAUACAAUGAAAGCAACCUGAUGUGUGCGUUUCUCACAGGACCGUGAAAAGUUGUUGCGAAUUCCACCGUAACAACCACAAGACUUUUUUGCACUCUGAUAUUUUGGCGAGUCCACAAGGAAUUUAGCAUUGCAUUUUCUUUGUUUUUUUGUCUGUGUUGUAUUGUUUGAUAUUUCGUUUUUGUUCUUGUUUACUAGUUUUUCGUUAAAUGUGUACGAACGUUUUCCAACGACUCAUUUUUCUACAUUAGUGCUGUCAUUAUGGACGGCGUGUAUAGCGACGGGGAGCUUUUUCUUACUCAAAUAGUUUUUCGAAAGAAAUAUUACAACACAAUUUUAGUAUUAAUUAUAUUUUAGACGGCCUAGUAGCUAGUGAUGAGCCUGCUCCACGAAAUUCGUGUGCGAAAGAAUGAAAGCAAGUUGUGACCGAGGAAAGCAUCAAGGAUGGACGGACGGACCCAUCGAAUUGCCCAGAAACAGUAAGGAAGAUUUUGAUCUUUGAUGGUGAAGAACUUGAGAAGAGGAAGGAAUCUCGAAUACCACCAAAUACAAGAAUAAAUACAUCGUGGGCAGUUCGUACUUGGACUGAAUGGGCAGUGAAGCGAAACGGAAUGAUCGCAAUCAAAGGUGAAAGUGGAACUACACUUCCUCAAGUCAAUCUUGACAUUCUCAAUAUCAUUACUGACAACGGGGAACUUAAUUAUUAGCUGAGCAAAUUGGUUGUAGAAGUUCGUAGGAAAAAGGAUCGAGGUACUGUUUACCCGCCAAACACUCUUUAUCAACUUUGCUGUGGUCCUCAAAGUAAAUAUUUAAUGAGGGAUUAAUUUGUAGAAAUUCUAAUAAAUCCUUCGCUUCAGGAAUUUAUUUGUAUAAAUCCCUGAAGCCCCGCUCUUCCCUGCUACAUUAUCAAGCCCUCCCCGAACUUUCAGAUUGUUAAUAUUCGACAGGGUUGUAAGUUAAAUAAAGGUAAUAAAUAAAUACAUUUUUCCAAAUAUCUUGAGUGCCAUUAAAGAUUUCAGAAUUUUUUCUUCAUAUUAUUUAAUUUUUUGUUAUGGAAAGUUAGUUUUAAUGUUUGAGCUCAGUUUAGUCAAAUAAAAAUCGAUUUUUUUCGGCCUCUGAAGGUGGAAAGUAACCUCAAUUCGUCGCUAUUGCGAUAUCAAAGUUCUUACGAACAAAGGAAGGAUAAGGUAAGAUCCAAGACACUGAUUGUUUCUUUUGGCUCACCUCAGAGAUGAUUUAUUCGUAAAUUUAUUACAAAAUUCUUGAAAUUUUCAAUUGGAACGUAAGUAUUAAAAAGGAUUACAGUCAAUUUUAAAUCUUAAAACCUACUUAUAAUUGUAGGUUCGGAGAUAAAUGUUAUGAUAAUUCAUUUUUGUCUCGUUUGUUUGUUUGUUUGUUUGUUUUUUUACAUCCAGAAUUGAUGAUUAAUACAAGCCAAGGAAGGUCAUGUUAAAUCACUUCAAACAUGUUAUUUUUUAUCCUAUCUGAAGGAGAUAGGGUUGUAGAAAAAAAAAACUCGGUUAUUAGACAGAUGCUAUUAAUUAUUAAUUAAAUUGAACAUACUAUUUGUGACGUGAUUUGAGUAAUCUAAUUGCCCCAAAUUAAUGUUAUAGUUAACAAAUAAGGCGAAAACCACAUUUGGUUAGCUCUAUAACAAUAGAUAGCCAAUAAAAAGAAAACAAUCUAUUAAAAUCGAAACCCUAUUGGAUAGAAGAGAAUCAGAAACUUUUAAUUAAACGAAACAAUAUCUGAAACAAAUUUUCACAUCAGUUUGCUCAUCUCUCAGGAGACCUCGGAAUGCGAUCCACGCCAUGAAAACCUCGAUUUUUAUCAGUUCUCUUUUGCCUUUGUGCCUAAUGGCGUCUGCCUCUGUCUCGCCUCAAGGUAAGUUUCUCCAGUCCCCUUUUUGAGCCGAGUAUGGUCAAGGUAAAUUAGUAAUUUAAGAGGAACGGUCCUUCGUAAUCAUAGUUUGCGAACAUUAAUUAUUUCUUUGAAUGAGGAAUAAGUUUUUCGCUUUCAUUACAUAAAUCCUUAUAUCCGCGGUAUAACAAGGCUUUAAACUUUUUUUAAACUACUAAUCCAAGAAAAUUAAAGGUGGAUCUAUAACUGGGUGGCUUGUUUCCACUAGCAAAUUGAACCUGAUAGUCAUUUUAAGCGGCUAAUUAGCGAGUGUUUUUUUUUUUUUUUUUUUUUUUUUUUAUUCCUUUACUUUGAUGUUAUAGAGUUUGUUAUCUUAAUCUGUUUCUAAUGUGUUUCAUAUUCUUUUGGUCUUCAUACAUUUAGAGUGCAUAGUUAUAGACAUUGUUGUAUAAUACAAGAUUUCUCUAAUACCUUCUUUGACUUUUAAAAUGCAUUUUUCAUUAUUUUUGUUUUCGAAUGUUAUUGAAAUGAAAAGUUGUUUUACACUAAGUCAGCGGGAGAGUGUUCCGUCGGUCGACUUUGGUAAAUAUGUUUGAAAUUCUUACAAGUAUGUUAUUAACACAUUUUUCUAUCAUUCAAUGUGGCUCUUUAAGGACAUUUUUCAUGAUAUUUGCCUUUCAAAUAUUAUAGACGUAAAAAAAAUGUUCUCCACGAAGUAAGGGAGACUUUGUAAUAGUCGUCGCUUUCUUGUUUCAAUAAAAAUGUCGCACUUUGUAAUAACACUUGUCGAAAUUUGUGAUGAAACAGCUGUCGCACUUAAUUAAAAGAAAGACCCUUGCACUUUGCAGCAAAUUAACGUGUCGCACUUUGUAGUAACGUUUGUCGCACCUUUUUAUGAUCUUGGAAUGGAAAGUCGGAAAGCAAGUACAUCCAACGAUACAUGUGGCUGUUAUUCUCAUUGCUAUUAAUGUUUAGUUUGCUUGGUAGAUCUGAGAAGACAGCUUUAAGUUUCAAAACAACCAGUUUAUUUCAUACGGCUAAGAUCCGGUAUAUUAGACUCCCUUGGCGUGCGUCCCGCGUUAAUCAAGUCACGCUUAGAAGUACAGAUUAGUAGUUCCUAUCGUAACAAUUGUUAUUAUUAUUUUCAUUCUUGUCACCAUCAACUUUACUUUUGCUGUUAUCAGUUAUAUUAUUAUUACCAUUAUUAUUACUUUAUUAUCAUUAUGUUAUAUUAUUAUUAUUACCAUUGACAGUUAUCAUUGGGUCUUAGUAUCCUCUGACAGAUUUUGUAUCAAAAAGUGCGACAAGUGUUUUUAUAAACCACUGCAAGUAUUGCAAAGUUGUAUUUCGAUUUGUGAAUAUUUGGAGAACUCCAAUAGUUAACUGCGAUAGCUUUUAAUUUUGGCUUCAACGCUUAUACUAAGUUUAUUUUGAAUUAUGUAAAGGCUUCUGUGGCACGGACCAAUGCCGUAUCCUGGAGUUUGCACCUGAAGAAGCAUUCGAUGGCACACGGCUUAUAA
Molecule: messenger RNA, 14229 nt
Organism: Pocillopora meandrina
Lineage: Eukaryota; Metazoa; Cnidaria; Anthozoa; Scleractinia; Pocilloporidae
Source: the annotation of a GenBank genome assembly